AUGGAUCCUGGUUUAUACAGAGCUGCCAAGGAAGGCACCAUUGUUGUCUUGGAGCAAUAUGUUGACCAACUUGAAGCCGAGGUCACCCCAAACAAGAACACUGUCCUCCACAUUGCAGCCCAAUUCGGCAAUUCACAAUGUGUCCGAGAGAUCCUAAGCAAGAAUUCGUCGCUGUUCAAUCGUCAGAAUGCAAAAGGCAACACCGCUCUCUUCAUGUUGCAGCAAGGGAGGGACACUCGGACAUAUGGUGUCCGAUAUCUUGAAACUUGCAGAGCACCGGCUUAUGGUGGCCCUGCUGGUAGAACAGCUUUGCACGCUGCAGUAAUUUCUAACAAUGAAGGAGGCACCAAAACAUUGUUGGAUUGGAAGAAAGAUUUGGCCAAGGAACCAGACGUGCAUGGCUGGACACCACUUCACUAUGCUGCGCGGUUCGGUCAAGUACAAAGGGCUAAACAGCUACUAGACUCGGAUAAAUCCAUUGCAUACCUUAUUGCAGACCAAGAUGAUAAUAAGACAGCUCUUCAUGUAGCAGCUAGUCAAGGACAUGUUAGUGUAAUACAAGAGCUUAUAUCACAAUGUCCUGAUUGUUGGGAGAUGGUUAAUCAUAAAGGCCAAAAUAUUUUUCAUGUUGCAGUGGAGAAUGAGAAAAAGAUGGUGAUUAAAUUCAUCUUGAAAAAUUAUUCACUCAGUGGCCUUAUACAUCAGAAAGAUGUCGAUGGGAACACCCCUCUCCACCUCAUUGCUACUGAAGAAUUGGAAGCAGCUGGUGCUACACUAGGUUUGCGAAAUGUAAUUGGCAAAGAUAAUGAGGUUUUAGCAAACGAGAAGAAAGAACGCGCUAAAUUUAAAAAGUCGAUACCCAUUGAUGUCAGGAAAGCAGGAGACACCCAUUUGAUAGUGGCUAUACUCAUUGCAACUGUGACUUUUGCAGCUGGUUUCACCAUGCCAGGUGGCUAUAACAGCAACGAUGGCCCAAAUCAAGGCAUGGCGAUUCUAACAAGAGAAGCAGCUUUCAAAGCUUUUGUCAUAAUAGAUUACAUGGCCAUGAUAUUAUCCACUUGUGCUAUUUUGGUUUAUUUUGCUUCAGCUGAUUAUGGGGAUCAAACUAAGCUUUUGUAUCGCUAUUCUCUCGUCGCUGGUCUUCUACAGAUUGCAACAAGAGCAAUGGUAUUUGUUGGGGAUCGGAGGCACACCAGGAAACACAACCAAGCAAUAACACAAGAGUUUUAA
Messenger RNA from Camellia sinensis, 1230 nucleotides. NCBI's taxonomy places the organism in Eukaryota, Viridiplantae, Streptophyta, Magnoliopsida, Ericales, Theaceae. The record is from RefSeq and is a predicted model, not a curated record.